This is a messenger RNA of Anthostomella pinea, 771 nucleotides long. The record is from the annotation of a GenBank genome assembly. Lineage: Eukaryota; Fungi; Ascomycota; Sordariomycetes; Xylariales; Xylariaceae.
AUGGCUCUCAUCAACGGCACAUCGACCUCUGCUUUCCUGUACUGCACGUCGCCCCCGGUGACGCAGACGCUGUACACAACCGUAUACGAGACUGUCCUGCCCGCCGCCUGUGAGACCAGCAAGUGGAUGGCCACCUACACCGUCACGGAGACCUGCGCCGGCAACCCGUCCGACUACGUCACGCCCACCAUCCCCCCGGGAUUCGUCGUCACUACCGUCAGCUGCCCCGUCUGCAAGGGCCCAGACGAGAUCACGAUCACUUGCCCUGGCGCCCAGGCAACCGGCAUGGGCAAGCCCACCGUCAACAUCAGUGGCAACGGAGUCACGGCUACCAUCACUCCCACGCCAUCCCCCGCUGGUGCCCCCGGCCAGGGUGCUCCCGCCGCCUCCACGCCUACCGGAGGUGCUGCUGUGCCCCCAGUUACUGCUGCUGCCCCUGGAAGUGGAAGCGGUGCCGCCCCUGGAAGUGGAAGUGGAGGUGGUGCUGCCCCUGGAAGCGGAAGUGGUGCUGCUCCUGGAAGUGGAAGCGGUGCUGCUCCUGGAAGCGGCUCUGGAAGCGGCAGCGGCGCCUCGCCCGCUCCCGGCAGCUCCGGCGGAUCCAGCGGCGUGCCCGCGACCAACGCCAACAGCCCAGUGCCGGGCAGCAACGGCACCACCAGCAGCAACCCUGCCCCAGUCACAGCCGGUGCCCCGUCGCUCACGACGCUCACGAGGAGCAUGUUGGUUGGUGCUGGUCUGGCCUUCAUCGCAGGGCCCUUCUUCCUUCUAUAG